Molecule: messenger RNA, 1125 nt
Organism: Leptopilina boulardi
Lineage: Eukaryota; Metazoa; Arthropoda; Insecta; Hymenoptera; Figitidae
Exons: 4
Coding region: 95-499 (134 amino acids)
Source: RefSeq, a predicted model, not a curated record
CUCCCUAGACUUGGGCAGGGCUUACCUAUAAAAGCCUACGAGCUGCCCCUCAAAGAUGUAGUACUUUACAGUGUAUCACACAAGAAAGAUCACCAUGAAAUUCAUCAUCGCUCUUGUCGCCGUUGUGUUGGCCGCCGCCGCCGAAGCUUCUCCGGUAAAUCCGUGGCAAGGCGGAUGGCAGGAUCCAUGGCAAAAUAGCGGAUGGCAAAAUAGUGGAUGGCAAAAUAGUGGAUGGCAAGAUCCAUGGAAAAGUAGUGGUUGGCAAAAUCAGGGAUGGCAACCAAAGGGCCACCAUGAACAUUAUGUUCACGCCAUCCAUGUCAACCAACCACCAGCAAUCCCAGCUCUUCACCCCGAACCCCUUCACUUGAAGGGACAUGAUCACCCCAACCACAUCCACUACUCGGCUCCUCAUGUUCAUCAUCCCCAUCUUGUUGGAUACGAAGUUCACUCUCAUCAUGAAGAGCCCGAAAUCAAACACGUCAAGCACGGAUGGUAAGAAAUUGUGUUCUGAGGCGUCAUCUUAUCAAUUGGUCCCCGGUGGUAAAUGUCGUUCAGAUUUCAUCGUCAAUUGGAUAAAAUAGAACGAUUGAAUCGAGUUCCCCCAAUUAAAAAAAGGGAGUGUAUAAACAAUUGGAUACCUGGAACGACAGUGCACGUUAGAACUCGAUUCAUGACGUUUUUUAUUUUUUUGGCUAAUAAUAUAGUCAAUCUGCGAAUUAUAUAUAUUUGGACACAAAUUUAUUCAAGGACGCAACAAAAAUCAUUGGCUAAAAAAAGGCGUCAAAGACCACCACCAUCACCACCCGGACCACUGACCAGGCAUCCGAAAUAAAAAAUCAUAUUUUUUUUUUUGAAAAAAUCUAUCUUAUCGUAUUACCACGUCACAUACCCAAACAACACUCCCUCCCAAAAAAAUUUCCCGCCCUCCCCCCUCAAAGUCUAUCAAAACACAGUGUAUCUUUCUGUGCGGCAUGUGAUACUGAAGAAGACAUCAUAACAUCUGAGCCACUGUAUAUUAUUUUUUUUUUGUUCUUCUGCGCAAACGUUCCACUCCCAAGUCCCUCUCGAACCAUACUUUUAUUUAUUUUCUAAUAAAAGUUAUUAGUCUUGUGAUAAAGAAAA